AUGAGACAACUGAUCGGCAAGUUGAUGAGCACCUUCCGGAAACAGGAACACAAGGUUAUCAUCGUGGGACUGGACAAUGCAGGAAAGACCUCCAUUCUCUACCAGUUCCUGACAAAUGAGGUGGUCCCUACAUGUCCCACCAUCCGUAGCAACGUGGAGAAGAUUGUUUGGCAAAAGACCCACUUCUUCAUGUGGGACAUAGGAGGAGAGGAGGCUCUGCGCUCCUCUUGGAACACAUACUACUCCAGUGCUGAGUUCAUCAUCCUUGCGAUUGACAGCAUGGACCGGGAUCAACUGCUGACCGCUCUGUAGGAGCUGUAUAAGAUGCUGGCCCAUGAGGCUCUAUGAGAUGCUUCCGUCCUGAUCUUUGCCAAUAAGCAGGACAUGAAGGACUCCAUGACCACUGUGGAGAUCUCCCAAUUCCUCACCCUUAGUGCCAUCAAAGACCACCCGUGGCACUGGCACAUACAGGGCUGCUGUGCCCUCACCGGGGAAAGGCUGCCUGCCGGGCUUCAGUGGAUGCAGUCUUGGGCCACUGUCAACUGA
Balaenoptera musculus (blue whale) is the source of this 546-nucleotide messenger RNA. RefSeq names its product ADP ribosylation factor like GTPase 5C (gene ARL5C). Gene Ontology annotation, molecular function: GTP binding; GTPase activity. Gene Ontology annotation, biological process: protein localization to Golgi membrane; intracellular protein transport; vesicle-mediated transport. NCBI's taxonomy places the organism in Eukaryota, Metazoa, Chordata, Mammalia, Artiodactyla, Balaenopteridae. Gene Ontology annotation, cellular component: cytoplasm; trans-Golgi network. The record is from RefSeq and is a predicted model, not a curated record.